This is a messenger RNA of Jaculus jaculus (lesser Egyptian jerboa), 4909 nucleotides long. RefSeq names its product polyhomeotic homolog 1 (gene Phc1). Gene Ontology annotation, molecular function: zinc ion binding; protein binding. The record is from RefSeq and is a predicted model, not a curated record. Lineage: Eukaryota; Metazoa; Chordata; Mammalia; Rodentia; Dipodidae. Gene Ontology annotation, cellular component: PRC1 complex; nucleus. The coding region runs from base 741 to 3797 and encodes 1018 amino acids. The transcript is spliced from 15 exons.
GGUGCAGCGCCCGCUCACCUGAAGCCCGCGCCCGCGCCUCUGGGUCCUCCCCGCCCGCGCUGCUCGGUUCUCUUUGGAACGGCGUUUGCAUCGUGGUUCUAAGACGCGAGCCCCGGAGUCCACUUCGGUCUCUUUGGCCGGCUUCCCCAACCACCCUCCUCCCACCCCGCUCGCUUCUCGUGCCUCAUUCUUUUUGCAACAGUUUUAUGCUUAUUAGGAUUUUGGCCUCCGUCUACUCCUGUCCCCUUGGGCCCGGUAUCUUGCUGGCUUCAACAUGCCUUUCUAGUUCCCUUCCAUAGUUGUCACCUACCCGAUGGCACUCAUACACACUCACAUGAGAGCUUUGCGAUGACCAGACCAGCUGCUCACUUCAGCUCUUCACUUUGAAGCUCAGUCUGCCUCCCAAAAUUGUUUUCUUCACUUUCUGUGCUUAAUCUUGCGCUCAAAACAUGGAUCAGAGAUGAACAGAUUUUUGUGCAUGUGAGGUAUUGACAGUUUCCCCACAGGAAAAACUAAUGUUCCCUUUCCAUUCCAGUUUCACAAACUGGGGAAGAUGGCGGGAGAGGGUUCCUAUGACUUAUGAACAUUUUUACGCAAGCCUGUAAGAAUCUUUUUUCCCUCUGUAGCCAGUACCUAGGGUCUCAGGUGCAGGGAGAUAAGUCCACUAAUCUAUACAACUAUGCCAUGCUGCCUCUAAUCCUUACCCACUUUUUUUCUUCACAUGCUGAUAUUGAGGAUUCAUGGGUCUUGAGUCAGAACACCACUCCUGGGGACCCUGGAACGCUGUCAUGGAGACUGAGAGUGAGCAGAACUCCAGCUCCACCAAUGGGAGUUCCAGCUCAGGGGGCAGCUCUCGGCCCCAGAUAGCUCAGAUGUCCCUGUAUGAACGCCAAGCAGUGCAGGCUCUUCAGGCACUGCAGCGACAGCCCAAUGCAGCCCAGUAUUUUCACCAGUUCAUGCUCCAGCAGCAGCUCAGUAAUGCCCAGCUACACAGCUUGGCUGCUGUCCAGCAGGCUACAAUUGCUGCCAGUCGACAGGCCAGCUCCCCAAACACCAGCACUACACAGCAGCAGACUAACACCACCCAGGCCUCGAUAAAUCUGGCCACCACAUCAGCUGCCCAGCUAAUUAGCCGAUCCCAGAGUGUUAGCUCUCCCAGUGCCACCACCUUGACCCAGUCUGUGCUACUGGGAAACACUACUUCACCACCCCUCAACCAGUCUCAGGCCCAGAUGUAUCUGCGGCCACAGCUGGGAAACCUAUUGCAGGUUAACCGGACCUUGGGCCGGAAUGUGCCUCUAGCCUCCCAGCUCAUCCUGAUGCCUAACGGGGCAGUGGCUGCAGUCCAGCAGGAGGUGCCACCCGCUCAGUCCCCUGGAGUGCAUGCAGAUGCAGAUCAGGUGCAGAAUUUGGCAGUAAGGAACCAACAGGCCUCAGCUCAAGGACCUCAAAUUCCAGGCUCCACUCAGAAGGCCAUUCCUCCUGGAGCCUCCCCUGUCUCUAGCCUUUCCCAGGCCUCUGGCCAGGCCUUAGCUGUGGCACAGGCUUCUGGGGCCUCAGGCCAGUCCCUUAAUCUUAGUCAAGCUGGUGGAAGCAGUGGGAAUAGCCUUCCAGGAUCCAUGGGUCCAGGUGGAGGUGGCCAAGUUCCUGGUGGUUUGGGUCAGUUGCCGUCCUCAGGAAUGGGUGGUGGAAGCUGUUCCAGGAAGGGCACAGGAGUGGUGCAGCCCUUGCCUGCAGCCCAAACAGUGACUAUGAGCCAGGGUAGCCAGACAGAAGCAGAAAGCGCAGCUGCUAAGAAGGCAGAAGCAGAUGGGAGUGGUCAGCAGAACGUGGGCAUGAAUCUGACACGGACAGCUACACCUGCCCCCAGCCAGACCCUUAUUAGCUCAGCCACAUACACACAGAUCCAGCCCCAUUCACUGAUUCAGCAACAGCAGCAGAUUCACCUCCAGCAGAAACAGGUGGUGAUUCAGCAGCAGAUUGCCAUUCACCACCAGCAGCAGUUCCAGCACCGGCAGUCCCAGCUGUUGCACACAGCCACACACCUCCAGUUGGCACAGCAGCAGCAGCAGCAGCAGCAACAACAGCAACAGCAGCAGCAGCAGCAGCAAGCAACAGCCCUCACUGCUCCUCAGCCACCCCAGGUCCCACCUACACAGCAGGUCCCACCUUCCCAGUCUCAACAGGCUCAAACCCUGGUGGUUCAACCCAUGCUUCAGUCGUCACCCCUCUCUCUUCCACCUGACUCAGCCCCUAAGCCCCCUAUCCCCAUCCAGUCCAAACCGCCCAUAGCACCUAUCAAGCCUCCUCAAUUAGGGACUGCUAAGAUUUCAGCUACCCAGCAACCACCACCUCAUAUCCCUGUUCAAGUUGUGGGUAGCCGGCAGCCAGGUUCAGCACAGGCACAGGCUUUGAGCUUGGCACAGCUGGCAGCUGCUGUACCUACUUCUCGGGGGAUGCCAGGUGCAGUGCAGCCUGGCCAAGCCCAUUUGGCCUCCUCACCACCUUCAUCCCAGGCUCCUGGUGCACUGCAGGAGUGUUCUCCUACCUUGGCUCCUGGGAUGACCCUGGCUCCUGUGCAAGGAACAGCGCAUGUGUUAAAAGGCGGGGCCACCAGCUCCUCACCUGUUGUAGCGCAGGUCCCUGCUGCCUUCCACAUGCAGCCUGUGCACCUGCCGAGUAAACCCCAGACCUUGGCUGUAAAACGCAAAGCUGAGUCUGAGGAGGAGCGAGAUGAUGUCCCCACAUUGGGCUCGCUGCUUCCUACCAAGGCAUCUCCAGAAGCAGAGAGCCCAAAGGUAAUGGAGGAGAACAGUCUUGGAGAGAAAGCUGAACCAGUGGCCAGUAUGAAUGCUAAUACCCCAAGUAGUGAACUAGUAGCCUUGACCCCCACCCCAUCAGCACCACCUCCUACGCUAGCCAUGGUGUCCAGACAGAUGGGUGACUCAAAACUCCCACAGGCCAUUGUGAAGCCCCAGAUUCUCACGCACAUCAUUGAAGGCUUUGUUAUCCAGGAAGGAGCAGAACCUUUCCCGGUGGGAUGUUCUCAGUUACUGAAGGAGUCUGAGAAGCCACUACAAACCAGUGUCCCAACAGGGCUAAAUGAAAGUCAGUCAAGUGGCCCUUUGGGCGGAGACAGCCCUUCCAUUGAGCUAGAUAAGAAGGCUAACCUCCUGAAGUGCGAGUACUGUGGGAAGUACGCCCCAGCAGAGCAGUUUCGUGGCUCCAAGAGGUUUUGUUCUAUGACUUGUGCAAAGAGGUACAAUGUGAGCUGUAGCCAUCAAUUCCGGCUGAAGAGGAAAAAGAUGAAGGAAUUCCAGGAAGCCAGCUAUGCUCGUGUUCGAAGGCGUGGACCCCGUCGCAGCUCUUCAGAUAUUGCUCGUGCCAAGGUCCAGGGCAAGCGUCACCGGGGUCAAGAGGAUUCUAGUCGGGGUUCAGAUAAUUCCAGUUAUGAUGAAGCACUUUCCCCAACCUCUCCUGGGCCAUUGUCAGUAAGAGCUGGGCACGGAGAACGUGAACUUGGGAACACCAUUACAGCUCCACCUACGCCAGAAUUACACGGCAUCAACCCCAUGUUCCUGUCUAGUAAUCCUAGCAGAUGGAGCGUAGAAGAGGUCUAUGAGUUCAUCGCUUCUCUCCAAGGUUGCCAAGAGAUUGCAGAGGAAUUUCGUUCCCAAGAGAUUGAUGGACAGGCCCUUUUAUUACUUAAAGAAGAACACCUUAUGAGUGCCAUGAACAUCAAGUUGGGUCCUGCCCUCAAGAUCUGCGCCAAGAUAAAUGUUCUCAAGGAGACCUAAAAUGGUUCUAUUGCAUAAACCAGCCUAAGGCAGACACAUCCCACUGACCAGUUUAUAAUCUGGAACCAGCAGACUUUGAAGGGAAGAAAGAGCUGUUCCACUUAUGAGACCUGUAGGGGAAUUACUGAGAAAGGGAAGAAAGUGUAAAAAUUGGUUGCUGGUGCUACAUGGGGGCAGCUUUGACAUUUUCUUUGGCUUCAGUUUACUUUUUAAAAACCUUAAUUCUCACCAUUCCUACCUACCCUAAUCCAAUCUUUAGAAGAGGCAGUCUAGAGAACUCUGCUCAGCCUUAUCUUGGAGUGGAGCAUAUAGUCAGGGUCUUCAUACUCCAAGAGGAGAAAGAUAUUGUAUGGUAAGGCAAGGAAACAGGUGGAAUAUAGGCCUGCAUCCCAGUGGAAAAAGUAGGAUUUCCUAGCCUGUAUGACACAAGUAGCACAAUCUGGUCCGUCUUUCUCCCCUCCAGAUUCGUUGUGGCUGUGGCUGCUUGCUUUUAUUGCCACUUUCUCUUAGCAUUGAGGCCACCAGCAAGUGAAGACACUUCAUUGGUAUCUUAUUUGCUGCAGGGACUAAAAGUAUUUGGCUGGCUCGCGUGGCUGUGCUCAUUCUUUCUAUAUUUUCCCUGACACCUUCCAGUUUAUCUUCAACCCUUUUCAGUUUCCAUUCUGCUCUGUUCUAUAGCUUUAUACAACCAGAGUGUGUGGGGCUGAGGUCAGGAUCGUAAGGAAGGACCUGCCUUAGGUACUUUUCCUUGUACAUCAAAAUAGUAAAUAUUUUUUUCCUCAGUAAAAGGACGAAAAUUGGUCUGUUGUCCCUGACUCCAUUCCUGAAUAUAUAUGUUCUGCUUUAACACAAAUGACUACGCCAGCAGGUUUUGUAUGUUUUUUAAUCAUUAAGUGUUUUUGUACAAAAAGUGUGUUAUUGUAUUCUUUUCAUUUGAAAACAUCAGGGUAUGGGGAAGGGAUGCAAACAAGUAACAAGAUUUUUUUAUAACAUUAUUUUCUGUUUAGAAAGAAACAAGAACAUCAUAACCAUUCAUAGUAUCGAGAAGUUAAAAAAUGAAAUAACUUCAUAUUCUAAGGUAAUAAAUGGCUCCCUUUGUGUUCUUGUGUUCA